Gastrolobium bilobum is the source of this 1844-nucleotide messenger RNA. Its product is annotated as CBL-interacting serine/threonine-protein kinase 12-like. Lineage: Eukaryota; Viridiplantae; Streptophyta; Magnoliopsida; Fabales; Fabaceae. The coding region runs from base 108 to 1547 and encodes 479 amino acids. Gene Ontology annotation, biological process: signal transduction; protein phosphorylation. The record is from RefSeq and is a predicted model, not a curated record. Gene Ontology annotation, molecular function: protein kinase activity; ATP binding. The transcript is spliced from 2 exons.
UCCAUAGCUUGCACAACAUCAAUGGAGGCUUAUCACUAGAAAAAAAAAAAAAAAAAAAAAACUCCAUUGUUGUUUUUUACAAGGACAAGGUUCCAUAUUCUUCAUCCAUGGCAGGGGUGGUUCCCAAGAAGGCUAACAGUAACACCACCACCACCACCACCAACCCAGUUAACAAGAAGGAAAACACGAAUCUUCUGUUGGGUCGGUUCGAGAUUGGGAAGCUCCUCGGCCAUGGAACCUUCGCCAAGGUCCACCAUGCUCGGAACAUCAAAACCGGUGAAGGGGUAGCCAUAAAGAUCAUAGACAAAGAGAAGAUCCUAAAGGGUGGCUUGAUGUCACACAUAAAGCGCGAGAUCUCCAUCCUCCGCCGUGUCCGCCAUCCCAACAUCGUGCAACUCUUCGAGGUGAUGGCCACAAAGACAAAGAUCUACUUCGUGAUGGAGUAUGUCCGUGGCGGCGAGCUCUUCAACAAGGUUGCCAAAGGAAGGUUGAAAGAACAAGUUGCAAGGAAGUACUUUCAACAGUUAGUUUCUGCCGUUGAGUUUUGCCACGCGAGAGGAGUGUUCCAUAGGGAUCUCAAGCCUGAAAAUUUGUUACUUGACGAGAAUGGUAACCUUAAAGUGUCCGAUUUUGGUCUCAGUGCUGUGUCUGAUCAAAUUAGGCAAGAUGGGUUGUUCCACACUUUUUGUGGAACACCUGCUUAUGUUGCUCCUGAGGUUUUGGCUAGGAAAGGGUACGAUGGUGCAAAGGUUGAUAUUUGGUCUUGUGGUGUUGUUUUGUUUGUUUUGAUGGCUGGUUAUUUGCCUUUCCAUGACCACAAUGUUAUGGCCAUGUACAAGAAGAUUUACAAGGGUGAAUUCAGGUGUCCUAGGUGGUUCUCUCCUGAACUCUCUGCACUUCUCAGAAGGCUUCUUGAUACCAAACCCGAAACCAGGAUUUCCAUUCCGGAGAUUAUGGAGAACCGGUGGUUCAAGAAAGGGUUCAAGCAAAUAAAGUUUUAUGUUGAGGAUGAUAGAGUUUGUGGUAUUGAUGAUAAGGUGAACAUUGAUGAUGAUGAUGAUGUAUCAUCUGUAUCAGAAUCUGACUCAGAGGUUGACUUGAAUGCAUUUGAUAUCAUAUCAUUUUCUCCGGGUUUUGAUCUUUCUGGGUUGUUUGAGGAAAAGGGUGAUGAGGCGAGGUUUGUGUCUGGUGCCCCAGUGUCCAAGAUUAUAUCAAAAUUGGAGGAAAUUGCUCAGUUGGUUAGCUUUACGGUAAGGAAAAAAGACUGCAGGGUGAGUUUGGAGGGUUCUAGAGAAGGUGUAAAGGGGCCAUUGACGAUUGCUGCUGAGAUAUUUGAAUUAACACCUUCUUUGGUGGUAGUGGAGGUGAAGAAAAAAGGAGGGGAUAGAGCAGAAUAUGAGAAAUUUUGUAACUCUGAAUUGAAACCUGCGUUGCAGAAUUUGAUGAUGGAGGAAUCCGCAACUUCUUCACGCCCACCUACACCCACUGAAUUACCUCUUUCUGACUCUCCGCUGGACAUACCUUCAGAUACUGAAUCUUUGUACUAAGACACCUGAAAAUUUACAGAAUAAGGGAAAAGGGUGUUACGUUUUUGUUUUUAUUAUUUUGUAUAGGUAGUGUAUGGUAAAUUUUCUUUUUCCCUUUUUUCCCAGGAUUGUCCUGCUUUUUUUAGGUUUGCUCCUUGUCUGGAGCAUUAGAUGCUACUGUAUUUGUAUGUCUAAUUGCUGUAAGAAGAAGGCUAAUUUAAUUUAAAUAUAGUAAUGGAGUGUGCAUGUUCACAUGUUUGGCACAUUGUUGUGUAACUGUAAUGUAUAUAUUUUCAUCCUUUAUUGCAAGUGAUGAGA